AUGGGGACGCUAGAGGCCAAGCCCAAGAAACUCGCCAGCCGCGUGACCGCCAUCACGGUUGAACCGCAGCGGAACGGCUUCAGCAAGAUGACCGACUGGGUGGGGACGCUUGACGUAGAGUUUGAGAAGCGCACCCAGGAACUCGUCAAUCGUUUGGAGGGGUCAGACGGCAAGCUAGGCAAUGCCAUCAGCAGCGUGGUGGAACUGCAGAACGUCCCACUGGAGGAGACGGUGAAGCAGGAGAGCGACUCUAUCGAGGUAAGUGGAGCGAUGGAUGUUUGCAAGUUUCAGAGCAGGUCGGCUGGCGAGCUCGCCGAGUCCAAUGGGCUCCGCGGCAGGCACCAGCCGCCCGCUGGUCACGGCCUGCCCUGGCGAAGGCAGGGAGACGGGCCGCCGACGGGGCGGGUUAUCUGCCGGCGCGCUUCCAUCUCCGACCAGUACGCGCUCGACUCCUCGUCGUCGCGGGUCAAUCCUUCGCUGGUGCGGAAGCAGUCGAAGAUGACCGACAUGCUGGCUUUCGACCAGGAUGCGAUUUGGGAGUACGUCGGCGCAAGGCCGCUGGAGGUCAUCAAGAGGGCUUUUUAUUUGGGGUCCAUCGCGUUCGGGAUGUGGUCUGCGUGGAAGCAGGGCGAGGCGUCGGCCGCAUCCCAAGACGGAGGUGACGCGAAGUCCUACGACUCCACCUCCUUGACACGCGCUGGCCCCACUACCGCGCGCGGCGAGACUCUGAGGUCUGGCCUCGCUGACAUGGGCGUGUUCUUCGUGAAGAUGGGGCAGACGUGCGCUCAGCGCCCUGACCUGGUCGGCGACGAGCUGGCCCAGGAGCUGAAGGGGCUGCAGGAGCGCAACGACCCCUUCAGUGACGAGGUCGCUCUCCAGAUCAUCGCCGACGACCUCGGGCACAAGGGCCCGCUGGCGCCGCAGGUUCCCGUCGCGGGCUGCGACGAGUCCCUGCCGCCCCUGCUGGCAGAGCUCAACCCGAAGCACGUGGCCUCCGCCUCGCUGGGGCAGGUCUACAAGGGCCGCCUGCACGAUGGACGCACGGUAGCGCUGAAGGUGCAGAGGCCAGGGGUCCGGGACGCCCUGGGGGACGACUGGGCCGUGGCCGUGCUCGGCUGCAAGGCCUACAAGUACUUCACGAGCGGGGACAACGACUACAGCCUCAUCGUGGACACCGUCGCCACAGGCAUCCAGAUGGAGGUCGACUACCACGUCGAGGCAGCCAACCUGGAGGAGUUCGCCGUGCGCCACGCCUUCCUGCCGUUCGUGAGCUCCCCCUCCUGGGUCCCGGAGUACACGGGGCCGGAGGGCUCCGCGCGGGUGCUCUGCAUGGAGUGGUACCCCAGCAGGGCGCCGUCGGAGCUCUCCCGGCAGGAGCGGAAGGAGCUGGUGGAGAUGGCCGUGGAGGCGUGCGUGGUCCAGCUGCUGGUGACCGGGUUCGUGCACGCCGACCCCCACGAGGGGAACCUGAGGAUGGGCGACGACGGGCGCGUGGUCUUCCUGGACUUCGGGCUCAGCCGGGGCUUCGCUGCCGGGAUCCGGCACGUCCUCAACCAGGAGUGGCUGGAUCUGGCGCGCGUGAUGCAGGAGGUCCGCUUCGCGCCCACGCCCAUGCUCAAGUUCGUGAGCGUCGAUGGCAAGAAGACCUCAGAAAAGGUGCCGUGCUCGACCGAGGAGUUUGCCGAGGAGCUCGGCAAGACGCUCAUGGGCGAGUCUGGGGGCAUCUCGCGUUUUGGGGCGAUGGCAACCUCUCUGAAGAAGCUGUCGAGCAGAUACCUGAUGCUGACGCCGCCAUACGUCGCCCUGCUCUGCAGGACCUUCAUCACGCUGGAGGGCCUGCUGGGAGAUGACCCGGAGCUUGCCGAUGCGUUCAACAUCUACGAGGUGGCCCUCCCCUUCACCAUCAGCAGGUUCUUGUCCCCUCGCACCAGGAAGGGGCAGAAGAUGCUGCGGGAGGCCCUCAUGGAGCAGGAGCCCUGCGUGCGACACCGAAUGAGCGCGCACCACGCGGGAGGCGCCAGGCUGAACUGGGAGUCGUUCGCCGAGCUGUUGGACGACUCCUGCGUGCUGCCGGCGGACGAGGCCGAGGAGGCCGAGCCCGCGAGCUUCGGCGCGCAGGAGGGCGUGCAGCGGCGGCUGCUGCUGACCUCGGAGGGCGCGGCGCUGCGACGCUUCGUUUACGACGUCGACGUCUACGAGGUGCUGCACAGCUUCCUGGUGUCCCAGGAGGCGCGGCGGCUGCGCGACGGGGUCGUGGACUUCCUGGCCGCGCGCUGGGCCGCGUGGGCUCAGGCCACUGGCGAGCAGGGUGCUUUUGCGAGCAGUGGAGCGCGCUUGCUCGACUCCCUCUUCCUCGUCAGGAGGCCCGCGGCCCAGCGGCGGCGGCGGCGGUCCUUCGGCCCGCGGAGCGCGGCGGCCUGCCGGUACUGGGGCGAGUGGGAGCGGGAGGGGCCCUACGUGCUGCCGCGGGGAGUGCUCCGAACCUCGCGGGCUGCCUGGCGCCUGGUGCUCCGCCGGCAGCUGAAGUACAUGGCCUGGCCUCCGUGGCGCAUGCCCUACCGCCUCACGGUGGGCGUCCUGCGGCUGUUGGCGGCGUCCGGCGCUCUCGGCGUGCGCGCCGCCCUCCGGUCGAGGUCGCUGCUCGCCCGGGACGCGGUGUCCGGGAGCGCGUCGUAG
Prorocentrum cordatum is the source of this 2676-nucleotide messenger RNA. NCBI's taxonomy places the organism in Eukaryota, Dinophyceae, Prorocentrales, Prorocentraceae. The record is from the annotation of a GenBank genome assembly.